CAAUACUAUAUAUCUAAAAUUUGAAAGGCGAUAAGUUAAAAAAAACAGACCAAACAACCAUAUUGAGUAUUAGAAAAAUGCUGGCCAUAUCAACAGCUAUGUCAGCCCCAAUUCCAACCCCCACAACAAUAAUCCCAACACCUCCGCCGAGCGGCAACUUGCCGCUCCGCACACUCCCGGGUGGCUAUGGCUUCCCUAUUCUCGGGCCGAUAGGGGAUAGGCUAAAUUACACUUGGUUCCAAGGGCAAGACACUUUCUUUAGGAAAAAAAUGGACACAUAUAAGAGUAGUGUGUUUAGAACCAAUAUACCUCCUUGCUUUCCUUUCUUUAUCGAUGUUAACCCAAACGUAAUUGCUGUCCUUGAUGUUCCAUCUUUUUCUCACCUUUUUGAUAUGGAUAUCAUUGAUAAGAAGAAUGUUCUUGUUGGAAAUUUCAUGCCUAGUACCAAGUUCACGGGGGAUAGGAGAGUUGGUGUGUAUCUUGAUACAACUGAGGAGCUACAUACUAAGGUUAAGAACUUUGCUACGGACACCCUGAAGAGAAGCUCUAAAGUAUGGGUAUCUUCCUUAUUAACAAACUUGGACACCAUGUGGACAACCAUUGAACAAUCUAUCUCCAAAGAUAAAACUGCCAACUUGUUCAACCCCUUACAAAAAUGCCUCUUCAACUUCCUUUGCCAAGGAAUGCUUGGAGCUGACCCUAUAAAUUACUCAAAAGAACUCUGCGAAACAGGUCAUGUUAUGGUUGAUAAAUGGCUUGCCGUACAACUCCUACCCAUUAUCAAUAUUGGUAUACUCCAACCAUUUGAAGAAAUCUUCUUACAUUCUUUCACAUACCCCUAUCUAUUGGUUAAAGGGGAUUAUGAGAAACUUUGUAGUUUCGUUUCGAAAGAAGCUCGUGAAGUGAUUGAACGAGGUAAAUCCGAGUUUGGGUUAACUGAAGAAGAUAUCAUCCACAACUUGCUAUUCAACCUUGGAUUCAAUGCAUUUGGCGGGUUUUCGAUUUUCUUGCCUGCAUUGCUUAACAAUUUAGUACUAAACAAUGGUGCAAUACAAGAAGUGUUGAGGAAAGAAGUGAGGGAAAAUUGUAGCUCACCUUCAUCAUUGAGUUUUACUGCAAUUCAAGACAUGCCUAAUGUGCAAUCAUUCGUGUACGAAACACUAAGGUUAAAACCCCCUGUACCACUUCAAUAUGGGCGGGCAAGAAAGGACUUUGUGUUACAAUCACAUGAUUCAAGAUUUGAUGUAAAGAAGGGUGAGUUGCUUUGUGGAUAUCAAACACUUGUGAUGAGGGAUCCGAAGGUGUUUGAUGACCCGGAAACGUUCGUUCCGGAUCGGUUUAUGGGCGAGAAGGGUGAUGAAUUGUUGAACUAUUUGUUCUGGUCGAAUGGACCGCAGAAUGCGAAAGCUGAUGCAUCAAAUAAGCAGUGUGCAGGAAAAGAUUAUGUUCCUUUUACUGCAUGCUUGUUUUUGGCAGAUUUGUUCUUACGAUAUGAUUCUAUAACGCUUGAUUCAUCUGGGGCAAUCACGGGAGUUGAGAAAGCUAAGUGAAAAUCUAGGAGUAAUCUAUGCAAUGUGUAAAUUAUACAUUAUGUGUAUGUCAGUAUGUGUCUUUGGAGAUGAUCAUGAAUAAGAACUUGAAACGACUUGAUAUUUAUGUUGGAUCCUUUCUUAUUUCA
Beta vulgaris subsp. vulgaris (sugar beet) is the source of this 1678-nucleotide messenger RNA. RefSeq names its product fatty acid hydroperoxide lyase, chloroplastic. Gene Ontology annotation, molecular function: monooxygenase activity; oxidoreductase activity, acting on paired donors, with incorporation or reduction of molecular oxygen; iron ion binding. The record is from RefSeq and is a predicted model, not a curated record. The coding region runs from base 78 to 1550 and encodes 490 amino acids. Gene Ontology annotation, biological process: sterol metabolic process. The transcript has 2 exons. NCBI's taxonomy places the organism in Eukaryota, Viridiplantae, Streptophyta, Magnoliopsida, Caryophyllales, Amaranthaceae.